Messenger RNA from Suhomyces tanzawaensis NRRL Y-17324, 597 nucleotides. RefSeq names its product Mia40p (gene MIA40). The annotation marks the transcript as partial. Gene Ontology annotation, molecular function: protein-disulfide reductase activity. The record is from RefSeq and is a predicted model, not a curated record. Gene Ontology annotation, cellular component: mitochondrial intermembrane space. Lineage: Eukaryota; Fungi; Ascomycota; Pichiomycetes; Serinales; Debaryomycetaceae. Gene Ontology annotation, biological process: protein import into mitochondrial intermembrane space. The transcript is spliced from 2 exons.
AUGUACAGAUUCUUGAGAUCAGGUGCCGCUCGUCAAGUGCAGAGGGUUGGCCGUCGUUCCUUCAGCAACGGAGGCUCCAGAGCCCAGCAAAACUCAAACAGAUACUUACUCUUUGCUGCUGGUGUUGUGCCAGUGUCUUUGGGCUACUUCUUGCUCAACAAGAACAACAUCGAGAACGAAAGCGCUACCACACAAGACGCUGCAGUCCUCGAACAAGCUCAGGAAGUGGUGGAGGAGGUCCAGGAACACGCUGCCGAGGUUGUUGAUGAGGCCAUCGAAGCUGCUGAGGAAGCCGUUCCAAAGUCUGAGUCCAGUUCGGAAGAGCCCGAGGCGGAAGCCGGUGCCGAUGCCGAAGCCGAAAGCAACCAAAGUGCUGCUUUCAACCCAGAAACUGGUGAAAUUAACUGGGACUGCCCAUGCCUCGGGGGAAUGGCCCACGGACCAUGCGGUGAAGAGUUCAAGGAAGCAUUUGCUUGUUUCGUGUACUCCGAAAGCGAGCCAAAGGGUAUUGACUGUAUCAAGAAGUUUGAGAACAUGAGAACUUGUUUCAAGCAAUACCCCGAGCACUACAAGGAAGAAUUGUACGAGGACGACGAG